UCUUAGGCGAGAGUAGAACCGUCUUGUAACGUCAAGCGUGCCAACUGUCGUGAAAGCACAUUGACGGAGAAAGAAGCGAAAAAGACGCUAAUUAGUCAGUUAUUAUUUGUUCCUAAGUUUGUAAAAAUUGUAUGUCGUAUAAAAUCCAUCUUUGAGUCUUUUUUUCAGGGGAAAAAAAUCGUCUCCGUGCGCGAGAAACUUCUCGUGCUAGCUAGUUUAGCUCGCUAGUUAGCUUAGCUUGUUAGCUGCUAACAAAGAGACGCGGACGUUAUCAACACAUCGCUAAGUAGAGAUCAAAUGUGAGUGUAAAGUGUUGUGAUUGUGUGGAAAUGUGCGAAAGAACGAUAGCAAAGUAUGAGGAGGAACUUUGUCCAACAAAAGAGGAGAAGGAGCGACAACAUCAACUACUGGACGCUGUUUUCAAGAAACAUCAAGUUGUGUUACACAGAACAGCAGCCCCCCCACAUUAAAGAGGAAGAGGAGGAUCCACAGCCCCCCCACAUUAAAGAGGAAGAGGAGGAAGUGUGGAUCACUCAGGAGGGAGAGUGUCUUCUAGGGCAGGAGGAGGAUGAUGUCACCAAGUUUCCACUGACUGUUGUCUCUGUGAAGACUGAAGAGCAUGAAGACAAACCACCUGAGUCCUCACAGCUUCAUCACAGUCCAAACGUCCAGCGGGUGUCAGCAGAGAGUCAAGAAGAGAUUCCCUCCAAGCAACAGGAGUGGAGCUCAAGUGUGCUACAGAAGGAGCUACAGCCCCCCUCCCACAUUAAAGAGGAAGAGGAGGAACUUCGGGAGCAGCUUCAAAGGUUGGAGGAGGCUAAUGAUGAAGAUGAAGCUCAGUCCUUACAGCUUCAUCACAGUCAAAGUGAGGAGAACAGAGGGGCGGAGCUUGUAAGUCAACACAUCACAGAAGCUGAUGGAGAGCAUUGUGAAGAUAUAAAGUCAGAACCAGACAGCAUCUUUGCUCCACUGUCAGACAUGGACCACAUGAUGUCAGACUCUUCUGAUCACAGUGACCACAUCCAAAAACCUUUGGAGAGUAAAAAUGACUCUAAAGGUGAUACGAGACAUCACACUAACAACAAACACUUUGACUGCUCUCAAUGUGGGCAAUCAUUUAGACUGAAGACUAAUCUUACAAGACACAUGAGAACACACACUGGAGAGAAACCUUUUCUUGCUCUGUUUGUAAGAAGAGUUUCUCCACAAAACAUUACAUGACCACACACAUGAGAACACACACUGGAGAGAAACCUUUUUUCUUGCUCAGCUUGUGCUGAAAGAUUCAACACUAAGAAGAACAUGAUAUUACACAUGAGAACACACACAGGUGAGAAAACUUUUACUUGCUCCGUUUGUAAGAAGAGUUUCUCCAGAAAGAAUGACAUGACCUCACACAUGAGAACACACAUUGGUGAGAAACCUUUUACUUGCUCCGUUUGUAAGAAGAGUUUCUCCACAAAACAUUACAUGACCUCACACAUGAGAACACACACUGGGGAGAAACCGUUUAGUUGCACUGUGUGUGAUGAGAUGUUCAGGUUCAAGCAGCAGGUCAGUAGACACAAGUGUGUAACAGUCAUGGAAGCUGCAGGGAUUUAAAAACAGUUAAACAGUGAUUGUGCUAAAUGUAGUUUAAAAACACAGCAUGUUUAAUAUGAAUGUAUAUUAUAUGUUGUAUGUAGUGCUUCUCAUCUUCUAGUCUUAUAUGUUGUCCUGUAGUUACUUUUUAAGUUGUGUGCACGUAUUGAAUAUUAUAUAUGUAGCUACUAUUUGAUUCUCUUUUCUCAUUGUUAAAGAGAGGACAUCUUAUUAUUUUCAUUUGUUUUUUUCACACAUUUUUUCCAUUGCAUCUUAUUGAUGUUAUUAUCCAAUUAAAAGUAUGAUGAAUAAAAUGGUUAACAAAAUGUGGACUCUGGUAGAUUAGCAGCAUUGUUACAUCAUGGAUGUUAACUACUGCAAAACAUCAACA
Messenger RNA from Entelurus aequoreus (snake pipefish), 1972 nucleotides. RefSeq names its product zinc finger protein 394-like. The transcript has 3 exons. The coding region runs from base 355 to 1221 and encodes 288 amino acids. NCBI's taxonomy places the organism in Eukaryota, Metazoa, Chordata, Actinopteri, Syngnathiformes, Syngnathidae. The record is from RefSeq and is a predicted model, not a curated record. Gene Ontology annotation, molecular function: RNA polymerase II cis-regulatory region sequence-specific DNA binding; DNA-binding transcription factor activity. Gene Ontology annotation, biological process: regulation of transcription by RNA polymerase II.